Molecule: messenger RNA, 2613 nt
Organism: Saimiri boliviensis boliviensis (Bolivian squirrel monkey)
Lineage: Eukaryota; Metazoa; Chordata; Mammalia; Primates; Cebidae
Source: RefSeq, a predicted model, not a curated record
CUUUCCUGAACACUGCUGGGAGCUUCUGAAGCUUUCCAUCCUGUGUGGAUCAGAUUAGACAGCAACUCCACAGAGCCCCGGAAGUUAAAGAAGGCUGUUAGGAUUGUUUCCUCAUGAUCAGGGAAACAGCCUUCACAUUUGUAUAUGUUAUACAAUAUUUAGGGCAGGAUUCAGGGGCUUCAGAUUCUUUUGGAUUUGCAAUAAGAAUAGUCAAUACUUAGGCUUUUCUAAAUUCAAAAAUCGCUGCCACAUGUUCUAAUGUAAAUGUUUGAUUUCUCUAUUUGCAUUUUGGGGGACUGCCUUAAAAAUCAUUUACUGUUUUAUAGCUUUCUAUUAUAGCUACUAGUGUUACAUGAUUUUAUUUCUUGAAAUUGGGGAUCUAGAGCUUUUAGAAAUUAUACUAAUAUGCACUAUAAAUUUUAAAAUUACUUAAUUUAGUAAUUUAAUGCUUGCAGUAUGCAAGGGGAUGUAUUACUUACUGGAGGGAGAAGGGAGACAAAGACCAGACCUUGUAUUUAAGGAGUACUGGUAGCAUCAUUUAUCACUCAAGACAGAUGAAAUAAGGUCCAUAUGAGAACUAUAAGCAGAUGCUGUGAGUUCAGACCAAGGAGAAUCAGUUCUUGCUGUGGGUAAGGGGAAUGCUGUGUUUAUAAAGCAAAUGACAUGGAAACUGGAUCUUGAAGGAUGAGUUAGUUUUCAAAAGGUACCUGGGAAAUACUCAACAGAAAAAAGUCGUCUUUGGGCAGUGUCGGGGUCUGCCGUGUGUUGCACCGCUACUGACCACAGUGGAAGAGGCUCCACGGGGCAUCUCUGCUCGAGUCUGGGGACAUUUUCCUAAGUGGCUUAAUGGCUGGCUGCUUCGAAUUGGACCUGGGAAAUUCGAGUUUGGGAAGGAUAAAUACAAUCACUGGUUUGAUGGGAUGGCAUUGCUUCACCAGUUCAAGAUGGCAGAGGGCACAGUGACAUACAGGAGCAAGUUUCUACAGAGCGAUACAUAUAAGGCUAAUAGUGCUCAAAAUCGAAUUGUAAUCUCAGAAUUUGGCACACUGGCUCUUCCAGAUCCCUGCAAGAAUGUUUUUGAACGUUUCCUAUCCAGGUUUGAGCCGCCAGGUAAGCUGCAGCCAUGACUGACAACACUAAUGUCAACUAUGUGCAGUACAAGGGUGAUUACUACCUCUCCACUGAGACCAACUUCAUGAAUAAAGUGGACAUUGAAACUCUGGAAAAAACAGAGAAGGUAGAUUGGAGCAAAUUUAUUGCUGUGAAUGGAGCAACUGCACAUCCUCAUUAUGACCCGGAUGGAACAGCAUACAAUAUGGGGAACUCCUUUGGGCCACAUGGUUUCUCCUAUAAGGUUAUUCGGGUUCCUCCAGAGAAGGUGGGCCUUGGGGAGACAAUCCAUGGAGCCCAGGUGAUAUGUUCUAUUGCUUCCGCAGAAAAGGGGACACCUUCUUACUACCAUAGCUUUGGAAUGACAAGGAACUAUAUAAUCUUCAUUGAACAGCCUCUAAAGAUGAAUCUGUGGAAAAUUGCCACUUCUAAAAUCCGGGGAAAGGCCUUUUCAGAUGGGCUAAGCUGGGAACCCCAGUGUAAUACACAGUUUCACGUGGUGGAUAAACACACUGGACAGCUUCUUCCAGGGAGAUACUACAGCAAACCUUUUGUUACAUUUCAUCAAAUCAAUGCCUUUGAGGACCAGGGCUGUGUUGUAAUUGAUUUGUGCUGUCAAGAUAAUGGAAGAACCCUAGAUAUUUACCAGUUACAGAAUCUCAGGAAGACUGGGGAAGGGCUUGAUCAGGUCUAUAAUUCAGCAGUCAGAUCUUUCCCUCGAAGGUUUGUUUUGCCUUUAAAUGUCAGUUUGAAUGCCCCUGAGGGAGACAACCUGAGUCCAUUGUCCUAUACUUCAGCCAGUGCUGUGAAACAGGCUGAUGGAAAGAUCUGGUGCUCUCAUGAAAAUCUACAUCAGGAGGACCUAGACAAGGAAGGAGGCAUUGAAUUUCCUCAGAUCAACUAUGCCCAAUUCAAUGGCAAAAAGUAUCGUUUCUUCUAUGGCUGUGGCUUUCGGCAUUUAUUGGGGGAUUCUCUGAUCAAGGUUGAUGUGGUGACUAAGACACUGAAGGUUUGGAGAGAAGAUGGCUUUUAUCCCUCAGAACCUAUUUUUGUUCCAGUACCAGGAACCAAUGAAGAAGAUGGUGGGGUUAUUCUUUCUGUGGUGAUCACUCCCAACCAGAAUGAAAGCAAUUUUCUCCUAGUUUUGGAUGCCAAGAACUUUGAAGAGCUGGGCCGAGCAGAGGUACCUGUGCAGAUGCCUUAUGGGUUCCAUGGUACUUUCAUACCCAUCUGAUUGGACAACCACAAGACCUGGAAACUAGGUUUAAAAUAAGUGUGAACUUGGACAUAAAGACUGGAGCAAUAAACACUGAGACUCCAAAAGGGGGGCAAGGAGAAAGACGGGCGGGGGUUAAAAAGCUACCUUCUGGGUACUAUGUUCCCUAUAUGGGUGAUGGGGUCACUAGAAGCCCAAACCUCAACAUCACACAAUAUACCCAUGUAACAAGCCUGUACAUGUACCCAAGAACCUAAAAUAAAAAUAAAAAGAACAAAGGGUGCACU